CGCCGUCAUUGCGAGCUCCCCAGUGUCCCUCGGCGUUGUGGGCGUUCGGUCGCAUCGCAUUCCAUGUCGUCGGGGCCCGUCACACGCCAAACUUAAGACUCGCUUUCCUCCCACUCCCCCCCAUAUCUGGCGCGCCGGAACUCCUCUUUUGUCUUAAUUCUUUUCUCAUUCUCAUCCUCUCUCAACCUGCAACCCGCUCUCAACGCCCUCCCCGCGUGCUUUCCCUCUUGCCGUGCUCUAGUCUGUCCGUUUGCACCGUCUACGCCCGUCCUCCAUCCUCCUCCAUCCUCCUCACAACCACAACCAGCACCAGUAAUGGCUCCCCGCGUCAUUGUCGUGGGCGGCGGCCUGUCCGGUCUGUCAGCUGCGCACACCAUUUACUUGGCCGGUGGCAACGUCGUUGUCCUCGAUAAGCAGGGUUUCUUCGGCGGCAACUCCACAAAGGCCACCUCCGGAAUCAACGGCGCCCUCACCCGCACCCAGGUCGAGCACGGCAUUCCCGACAGCGUCCAGAAGUUCUACAACGACACCCUAAAGUCGGCCCGUGACAAGGCCCGUCCCGACCUCAUCAAGGUCCUCACCUACAAGUCCGCCGCCGCCGUCGAGUGGCUCCAGGAUGAGUUCAACCUCGAUCUCACCCUCGUCUCCCGUCUCGGUGGUCACUCCGAGCCCCGAACCCACCGAGGCCAUGACGCCAAGUUCCCUGGCAUGGCCAUCACCUACGCCCUGAUGCAGCGCCUCGAGGAGCUCUCCGAGACCGAGCCUGGCCGUGUCGAGAUCAUCAAGAAGGCCCGCGUCACCAGCCUGAACAAGGACGGCAACUCCAUCACCGGUGUCACAUACGAGUUUGACGGCGAGUCUCACUCCAUCGACGGCCCCGUCAUCCUCGCUACCGGUGGCUACGCCGCCGAUUUCACCGAGACCUCUCUGCUCAAGAAGCACCGCCCCGACACCUACGGCCUUGCCACCACCAACGGCACCCACGCCACCGGUGACGGCCAGAAGAUGGUCAUGGCCAUUGGCGGCAACGGUAUCGACAUGGACAAGGUCCAGGUUCACCCUACUGGUCUCGUCGACCCCAAGGACCCCGGCUCCAAGUGGAAGUUCCUUGCCGCUGAGGCUCUCCGAGGUGAGGGUGGUCUGCUCCUCAACUCCGAUGGUGACCGAUUCUGCGACGAGUUGGGCCACCGUGAUUACGUCUCCGGCAUGAUGUGGAAGGAGAAGGAGAAGAACAAGUUCCCCAUCCGCCUCGUCCUCAACUCCAAGGCCUCCAACACCCUCGACUUCCACACCCGCCACUACUCUGGCCGUGGUCUCAUGAAGAAGAUGACCGGCGCGGAGCUCGCCAAGGAGAUGGGCUGCACCCCCGAGCACCUCCAGAGCACCUUCAAGACCUACAACUCCAUCGCCGACGGCAAGGAGAAGGACCCCUGGGACAAGAAGUUCUUCCCCAGCGUGCCCCUCGACAUCAACGACGACUUCCACGUUUCCGUCAUGGAGCCCGUCCUGCACUUCACCAUGGGUGGUAUCGAGAUCAACGACAAGGCCGAGGUCCUCAACCAGGACAAGAAGCCCUUCGACGGCCUCUACGCCUGCGGUGAGUUGGCUGGUGGUGUUCACGGUGCCAACCGUCUUGGUGGAUCGUCGCUGCUCGGCUGUGUCGUCUACGGCCGUGUCGCCGGUGACACCGCCAGUAACUUCCUGUUCCGACAAGCCCUCCAGGGCACCGCUGCGGGCUCAGCCGCCGCCCAGCGUGUCGGCCAGAUCUCUCUGCACCUCGACCCCAACGCCCCUAACCGCGUUACCGUUGAGUGGAACACCGCUGGUGCUGGUUCCGGUUCCGGUGGUUCCGGCCCCGCCGCCUUUGCUGAGCAGGCCGCUUCCGGUUCCGCUCCCGCAAGUUCGGAAGCCCCCAAGGCCGCCGCCAAGGCCCCCGAGCCCAAGGUGUUCGAGGUCCCCGAGAAGGAGUACUCCAUGGAGGAGGUUGCCAAGCACAACACCAAGGGCGACCUGUGGGUUGUCGUCAAGGGCGUCGUCCUGGACCUCAGCAACUGGCUCGAGGAGCACCCCGGUGGCGUCCAGGCCAUCCUCAACUUCAUGGGUCGUGAUGCGACCGAGGAGUUUGAGAUGCUCCACGAUGACGAGGUCAUCCCCAAGUAUGCCCCGUCGCAGGUCAUUGGACGUGUCCAAGGCCAGGAUGUCACCCUCGAGUUGUAA
This is a messenger RNA of Ilyonectria robusta, 2217 nucleotides long. RefSeq names its product FAD-dependent oxidoreductase-like protein. Bases 316 to 2217 code for a protein of 633 amino acids. The transcript is spliced from 4 exons. Lineage: Eukaryota; Fungi; Ascomycota; Sordariomycetes; Hypocreales; Nectriaceae. Gene Ontology annotation, molecular function: oxidoreductase activity; FMN binding. The record is from RefSeq and is a predicted model, not a curated record.